Molecule: messenger RNA, 4922 nt
Organism: Fundulus heteroclitus (mummichog)
Lineage: Eukaryota; Metazoa; Chordata; Actinopteri; Cyprinodontiformes; Fundulidae
Gene: nek9
Product: serine/threonine-protein kinase Nek9
Exons: 23
Coding region: 592-3468 (958 amino acids)
Biological process (GO): protein phosphorylation
Cellular component (GO): centrosome
Molecular function (GO): protein kinase activity; protein kinase binding; ATP binding
Source: RefSeq, a predicted model, not a curated record
UGUUGCUCCGAGGUAGUUUAGCUCGAGCACUCUUUGACUUUUGAAAUUUAACAAGUAAAAUGUGCUUCACACAAUGGAACGACAAUCCCCAUGAAGUUUAAACAUGUGUUUAUGUCAGCGGAAGGUGGCCUUCCUUGCUAACCGAUUAGCUAGAUCAAGUUAGCCGUUACGAACCUACCCGGAAGUUAGCUUUAGUCGUUUUCGUCGUAGAAUCCUCCAUGGCCCGUUUAAAGCUCUGGUAUUUUACUUUGAAAGUCCGAAGAAAAGUUAGCUGCGCUUCUUCGCUCUAGCACAUUGGACUUGAUGUUUUUUGUAACUAGUGUAGCUGCACUCGUUGUUGUUGUUUUCUUUUUUUUUUUUUUUUUUUGCUACGAUAUCUAUUUGUGGCGGUGUGUGUGUGCCACAUGCGAGGCCUGGAGGAAUCUGGUCGUGCUUUUUAGUUGAGCAGCUGCUUCCUCUGGUCGACGGGGCUAACAUGGUACAUGCGUGCGCACUUUUACACAAGUAUCUCAAAAGGUGUUGUCGCUAGGGCCUUGUCGGGUUAUUUGCUAACCCCUCUUGUCUGCAAGUCAACAAGAUCCCUGCGCAGAAAUGUCUCUGGGCGAAUACGAGCGACAUUACGAGUCGCUGAACUCCGAUCUGGGCGGCGAGUCUGUGGGCAGCGAGCGACCCCCUUCAAGCGCGUUUAAUGGCGAAGAGGAGAAGCUGCAUUACAUUCCCAUCAAGCUCCUCGGAAAGGGGGCGUUUGGUGAAGCUACUCUGUACAGAAGAACCGAGGACCACUCCCUGGUUGUGUGGAAGGAGGUGGACCUGAACUCGCUCUCGGAGAAGACGCGGCGGGAUGUCAUGAACGAAAUUACCAUCCUCGCCAUGCUGGAGCACAACAACAUCAUUGCCUACUUCAAUCACUUCAUGGAUAAGAACACGCUGCUGAUCGAGAUGGAGUAUUGCAACGGAGGAAAUCUGAAUGACAGAAUCAUCCAGCAGAAGGGGGAGCCUUUCGCCGAAGAGAUUGUCAUAUGGUACUUGUACCAAAUCGCCUCAGCAGUGGCCUAUAUUCACAAGGCUGGGGUCAUACACCGAGACAUCAAAACUCUUAAUAUUUUCCUAACAAAGACGGACCUCAUAAAGCUGGGAGAUUAUGGCCUUGCAAAGAAACUAGACUCUGAGUUUUCAAUGGCAGAGACAUGUGUGGGAACUCCUUAUUACAUGUCACCUGAACUGUGCCAGGGGGCAAAGUACAACUAUAAAUCAGACAUUUGGGCCAUGGGUUGUGUCCUUUUUGAAGUCUUGACGCUUAGAAAGACUUUUGAUGCCACGAACCCUUUAAACCUCUGUGUGAAAAUAGUCCAAGGAAACUGGACUAUGGAUGGGGACACAGAUAUGUAUUCAAGUGGAUUAAUCCAGUUGGUGUACGAGUGCCUCAACCAAGAUCCUGCAAAGAGGCCUACAGCGGAUGAAGUCCUGGAGAAGCCUGUGAUCUCUGGCUGCCGUCGGGAGCUCGAGGAGCGAGUUAUCUUGCUGAAUUCAUCAAUAAAGAAACCAAAGCUGAGCACAGUGAGCGAAACAUCAGUGGCUGUGGUGACAACGCGAUCGCGCGACGUUUAUUACUGGGGCGGAGGAAAAUUCACCCCCCAGAAGCUGGACUCGUUCAACGCUGGCAGCAGCGCCCAACACGUGUGUGCCGGGGAGAAUCACUUUGCCGUGGUGACCGUGGAAAAGGAGCUGUAUACGUGGGCUAAUGUGCAAGGUGGAACCAAGAUGGUGGGCCAGCUGGGGCACGGGGACCAGGCGUCCUACCGGCAGCCGAAAAGGGUGGAGAAGCUUCAGGGGAAGGCAAUCAGGCAGGUUGCAUGUGGGGCCGACUUCACUGCCUGUGUAACGGACGAAGACCAGCUGUACAUGUUCGGGUCGGACUAUUACGGCUGCAUUGGUGUGGAGCAGGAGAUGGGCAUGGAGAUUUUAGAGCCGGUGCUGUUGGAGUUUUUUGAGGAGCGCCACGUCCGCCAGGUUUCCUGCGGAGACAACCACGUUGUGGUGCUGACACAGAAUGGUGGCAUCUACUCUUGGGGCUGUGGAGAGUAUGGGCGUCUUGGCCUUCAGUGUGAGGAUGAUUUCUCAUCUCCGAUGAAGGUGGAAAUUCCUAGAGGUGCAAGCAUUUCCUCUGUAUCCUGUGGCAGCGAUGGAACCUUCUUCCUGACAGAGAUGGGCAAAGUCUUGGCGUGUGGAAACAAUGAUUUCAACAAGCUGGGGUUGAACCAGGGCAUCGCCGGUAUCAAAAAUCACAGUGGAGAGGCUUCCCAGAAUAUACCAUACACCACCACACUGACCUUGGUCAAACAGCUGUCGCGCUUCAAAAUCCAAGUCAUAUCCCCGGGGAAGGCCCAUACAGCGGCCAUUGAUGAACGAGGCCGCCUGAUCACCUUCGGCUGCAACAAGUACGGGCAGCUAGGCGUGAAGGACUUCAAGCGGCACCAAGGGGUCCAGGUCCUCGUUGGACCAUUUGGAGGGAAGAGUGUAAGCAAAGUGUCUUGUGGAGAUGGAUUCACCAUUGCAGCCACUGAAGACAAUCAGAUCUUUGCGUGGGGAAAUGCAGGAAAUGGGAGACUUGGAAUGCCUGCAGACAAAGGGUUUGGUUCUGAGGUUUGCCCUGCGAUGCCAAGGCCAAUAUUUGGUUCCCUUCACCAUGUGCCCGAUCUCUCCUGCCGUGGCUGGCACACGAUCAUCAUAAUGGAAAAGGUGCUCAACUCAAAGACAAUUCGUUCAAACAGCAGCGGAAUAUCAAUUGGGCUUGGCCAGGAGGUGUCGGCUUCACUGGAGGACCUGGACAUAGAGCCUGGAUCAGACACAGAAUGUCGCAGUGGUGGUCUUGGGGGUACCCGAGAAGUCAACACAGAGGGGGGCCUGAUGGAUGGACCAAUGAUGACAUUUGGAAACCAGACCGGGGACAGUUCCUGUCCUCUGUGGCUGAGAAAGGAGCUGGAGGAUGCAGAAUUUAUCCCAAUGCCAGAGGAGUCUGACCAGUCUGUUCAUGACCGGCUCUCCUCUGUGUCUGAAAGCGUAACUCGGCCGUAUGAAGAGCUGAAGGAGCUCAAGGCGGCAGCAGACGCUGUAAGCAGUGAGGCAGGACUGGCGACCAGACAGGUGAGCUGUGAUAAAGGCAAAUGUUCAGAUGGAGCCUCAAAUGGAGAAUAUGGUGCAUGCUGCAAGGCAAGCAGCGACGUGGCUCAGCUGAGAGAAACGAUUGCCAUGCAAGACAAGAGGAUUGAGAUGCUUGAAAACCAGAUCAGGGAGCAGCAGAAGGAAAAUGAAAAGCUCUGGGCAGCAAUCAAUCGCUCCACGCUUCAAGAGAAAGAACGAGUCAGAAACGGAAACCGUCGUUCUGAACCGACAACGAGCAAAGGAGGAAGUGGGAGAAGAUCCGGGUUCACAAAUCAUGGGGGCAGGUCUGCUGGAGCCAGCGUGUGAGAUUAAAGCCAGCCACCAAGGCGAUGGUAUAGUUUUACAUAAAUAAUAUGUAUUAAUUGUAGACUUUUGUCCUGGGUGGAUUGAUCUAGCUUAGUUUCUGCAGGUUGACACGUUGGCGGGAUUCAACAGGAUCCAGCAAAGCUCUUAAUGUCUGCGAGAGACAAUCUGAGCACUGAGUUGUGCUUUUUGUUUUUUAACGGUUUCAGCACUGAGUCUUCAGUUUGUUUUUGUUUUUUUUUUCUCCACAUAAUAGACAAGAUCAGCUCCUGUGAACAGAAAGCUGGGUCCCACAUGAGAAGGAGGGCAGCUUGCAUGCUAGCAUCAUCAGUGUGAACACAAAGCUUUUGUUAAGAAUCACACAUUUUCACUGUGCCGGAUCAUCUUCAGUGGCCUUAACAAUAUAGCUUCUUAGAAUAUAUAUAUAUAUUUAACAACUUGCCUUACACAGUUAGACUAUAUGACUUUUAAAAACUUGCAUGUUCUGUUUAAAAGAAGUUGGUGUGAAACACAAAACUACUGAUUUAUUUUUGUAACACAUGUUAAAGCCUUUAUUAAAUGCCGCAUGUUUCUGUUUACCUUGGGAGUUCUGAACACUUGAACGGUGUUUCUAACAUGCGGUCCUUAUAACAUCUAUAUAAUCCUUCUACAAGCUUUUCAAGCCUUUUUUUUUUCUUUUCUACCUUCUGAAUAUGUAUUGUAACUUUCUCUGCAUCAUUUAUAAAAGCAGACCUGUUUUAUUGUAUUCUGUAUUUUAUUUUAUUUGGGAGAGGUUUUUGUUUGUCAUUUAUAUCUAUGCAGACAUUAUGUACAAAACAUGUCCAUUUUGCCUCUGGAGAUUGAGGCAGCACAUUCAUUUGCAUGUUAGACAAUAGGCUGGAGAUUUAAUAAUUUUACCAUUUAAAUAUUUUAUCUUGGGUUACUUGUCCUUUUCUUGCCAUUUUAACAGCUGGUUUUACCACAUAGCUCAGUACAAUAUUGUUUUGUACUUUCCCUUCUGUUCUAAAUUUACUUCACUUCCAUUUUUAGAGUUGACAUGUAGAACUUUUAUUCAUUAAAAAAUACAUUUUUUUUAGUAUGUUUGUUUACUCUGAGCACUUUAUCUCUUACCCUUGGCGAUUUUAAGGGAAAACGUUGUGAAAUGUAUGACCAGGACUUUUUCUAUGGCUGCAAAGUUGAUCAACCCUGACCAAUGGGGAUCUGAGCUGUCUGCCGUUUCCACUUGCAGUAUUUCUAUGCAGUAAACUGAUGCAAACCAUUGAAUUUAAAACGGUUGCAAACAUGACAGUUCUGUGCUUUAGGUGAGAUGUUUUAUUUGGUUGUAUUUUUUUUCUUUCUCCUCUCUGUACUUCACCGACUGUGUUUUGACUAUUAUUGGUCUGUCCAUAUAUAUUUCAUCAUCUUUGUGUUUAGUGUAAAAGCCAGAAAUAAAACAGCUGAAAAUGCCUAAAACUGAA